Messenger RNA from Engraulis encrasicolus (European anchovy), 2478 nucleotides. Its product is annotated as cyclin-dependent kinase-like 4. Gene Ontology annotation, cellular component: nucleus; cytoplasm. NCBI's taxonomy places the organism in Eukaryota, Metazoa, Chordata, Actinopteri, Clupeiformes, Engraulidae. The transcript is spliced from 11 exons. Gene Ontology annotation, biological process: intracellular signal transduction; protein phosphorylation. The record is from RefSeq and is a predicted model, not a curated record. Gene Ontology annotation, molecular function: ATP binding; protein serine/threonine kinase activity. Bases 755 to 2245 code for a protein of 496 amino acids.
ACCCUGAUUGAACCAUGCUGAACGCGCAUGGCACACUUGCAGUAGGCUACGCAGGUAUGCCGACGUCUGUGUGUUUAGUUUUGGGGAAUGGGUAGCCAAUUGGAAGAACAACUUGACACUUGCUUUUACUCCAUAAUGCUUCAAGUCCGAAUUAAGUCUUGCGUAAAAAUGCCUAGUCUUAAAUGCUAUACCAGAAAUAUUCUUAACUCUCUCUGGCUAUACGCACGACCGACAGGUCCAAGUAAGACUAUAGCCUACUAGUCUGUUGUCUGCCUGUCUCAACACCUGAGUGCGGCUGUCCCUUUGUGUACCGAGCGUGAAGCUGUUGCCAUUGGUAACCUGGAGUGACAGCUGAUCCUUCUCUCCCAUCGAUCAACUGUGAGCUGGCCCAGAUGCAAGCACAAGCAGGUGCGAAGACACUCGAGCGUGACACCUAUGGCUCUCCCCUGGUGACAACUUGUCUGAAGACUUGGCGCGAAUAACCAAGAGCGCACCACUGAGGAAGCAAUAGGCCUACUUGCAGAGAAAAGGGGGUGCUACGAAAGCCCCAACAAUUAUUAACAUAGAAAGUUUGACAGUUCAUUGGUUUAAUUUGUGCGUUAUAUAACAGACUCCCAGCAGAGUCUUAGAGGUAAAAUGAAGCCGCCGCGUGUGGGUGGGUUUGAGACGCUGCGUUAUUAAGGCUGGCUAAAGUUACACAGAGACUUCAACGGUGUCUGUCUGUCGGCCGGGUCCGGACACCUGCCCGCGCUUGAUGGACAAAUAUGAGAAUUUGGGGCUCGUCGGGGAGGGCAGUUAUGGCAUGGUGCUGAAGUGCCGCAACCGGGAGACCGGCAAGAUUGUCGCCGUGAAGAAGUUUUUUGAAAGUGAGGAUGACAAAGGCGUGAGGAAAAUCGCCCUGCGCGAGAUCAAGAUGCUCAAACAACUGCGGCACGAGAACCUGGUCAGCCUUCUGGAGGUGUGUAAGAGGAGGCGGCGCUGGUACCUGGUGUUCGAGUUUGUGGAGCGCAAUCUCCUGGAUGAGCUGGAGCUCCACCCCUCGGGCCUGGAGGAGAGCCGCUGCCGCGCCUACCUCUACCAGAUCCUCAGGGCCCUCAACUACUGCCACCAGCACAAUAUCAUCCAUAGAGACGUUAAGCCGGAGAACGUUCUGGUGACGCCACAGGGCGUACUGAAGCUUUGUGACUUUGGCUUUGCGCGGACGCUGGCUCUACCGGGAGAGCCUUACACUGACUAUGUGGCAACACGCUGGUACAGGGCCCCUGAACUGCUGGUGGGAGACCCCAAAUAUGGCAAGGCUGUGGAUGUCUGGGCUGUGGGCUGUGUGUUUAUGGAGAUGCUAACAGGAGAGCCACUGUUUCCUGGAGACUCUGACAUUGACCAACUCUACCACAUCAUCAGAUGCAUAGGUAGUCUUACACCACGACAUGAGGAGAUGUUCUACCGGAACCCCCUCUUCUCUGGAGUCAGCCUUCCCGAGACCUCACACACCAACACACACACACUCACCGCACACUUCCUAGCACUGCAGCCAUCCGCCGCCAGCCUCACUGAGGAAUGCCUGCAAAUUGAUCCAGACAACAGGCCGUCUUGCGUCGAUCUGCAACAACACGAGUAUUUCACUAAAGAUGGUUUCAUCCUCAGGUUUCAUCAGGUGGUCAGCUCAAAAGAGGACAUGAAGGAGAGCACCCCCUCCCCAAAAGUAGUCAGAGCAACCAAACAGGAAACAGAAGAUAGGAGGGUUCCUAUCCUUAAAGACCCCCCUUCUAAGCCCUCGCCCAAUGCACCAAUUAAAUGCCGAGAAGAGGAGCUGGAGUCCCGUCCCCUCACUAGCCAGGAACUGUCCUGCGGGUCCUUGUCCAGGCCCAUCCCUCCCAUCCCCAACAACCCCCUGACCAGUGGAGUGGGGGCAGCAUCCGGAGCACUCAGGUCCUUCGAUAAAAGUAAGAAGCAUGUAAACAUACUCAACCGCAUCUCCCAGCAAUCUGUAUCCGGACAUCUUGCAGGACAGAUGGCCAGUGAGAGAAGUUUUGUGUGUGAUCGUUCAGUCGGGACCGUGGUGAAGAGAAAAGAGACACACACACAUCGGACCGACAUCCGCCUCCCCGAACUCAAAAACACACUCCUGCCAGAACUCAGAGGAACAGAGGGAAAGCACAAGCCCAAUAAAGAGAAAGAGCAGAAGAAAGAGACAAAGAUCCCCUCCAUAACACCAGUGGACCUGCACUGCAAUUCAAAUCUGUGACUGGUGUGCACGCACACCCACACACAUGCGCACACCCACACACACACGCAAACGCACACACAGUUAUUACUGAAUCAAACAUGUAUCACAAAUACUGUUACUAUUUUAUUGUUAUUACCAUACCCGUAUUGUCAUCACUGCUAGCAUUAACAUUUCACAUAAGAUUGUAUAGAAAUAGUCAUAUAAUUUGACAAGAAGAACACAAUGCAAGGCAUGACACUUUAAACACAGCA